AAAGGGUGUUUUCGGGGAAGGCGCUGAAAAUGCCGCUGGCGGAGGGCAGGACGGGAGGUUGGGACCCCAAAUCCCACAGGGCCGGUUUUGGGGCCGUCCUGUGGGAUGCUCAGCUGUGGCCUCAGCGUUUCGGGGGGUCUGGAGGGCAGCAGCCACGGGGCGCGGGGGUGGCACCUUCGUGCGACAUCUGCCACCCUCCCCUGGCGAACACGGGCACCAAGGAGCUGGGAACGAGCGGCGGGGCGUUCGGAGCUUGCCGAGCCGGCAGGCCGGGCUGCAGCGGGAUCUCCGCAUGGCCCUGAGGUUUUGGGGGAGCGUCCCCCCGGCCGAAAGCCACUUUGAGUCAGGGUUCGUCUGCAGAGCCCCCCAAAGCCAAGCCCAGGGGCACAGGCAGCACCAUUGUCCCGGGAAGACUUCAACUUCCCAAAGGCAGGAGGGAUCCCACCCCCAGUCAACUCCCCUCUUUCCCCCCCCCCUCCUUCUUUUUUUCUUCUUCUUCUUUUUUUUUUUUUUCAUUUAAUUUUAUUUUCCAAACCACUUGAUCUUUGCUUGGGAACCUCCAUUAAUUGCCUGGGUUUGCCUCUUCGCCUGGUCCCUUUAUCAUUAUUUAUGGCCUUUGAAAUUGUGUAAAGUUCCCUUGACGUUCAAUUUACAAGUUUGGGGGCUUUUUUUUUUUCCUUUUCCCCCCCCUUUUUUUUUUUUUUUUUUUUUUUUGUUCCAGCUUUUGUCCUCGCCAAAGACAUCGUGUUGGAAAAGGCUUUGAGCCGGCCAACAUGAGAAGCUCGCCGGAGAAAAAGGAGCAGCCCCUCCAUCGCUUUUAAUUCCGCCGUGUUGCUGAAUGGCUCUUUUACAUAAUUGCAGAAGCAAUUUCAAAGCCAAGCCAGGGGCUGACUUUACCCAGAACCACAUGGAGCCUAUUUGGGGGCUUUUCAAAAAAAAAGAAAAAAAAAAAAAAAAAAAAAAGAAAGAAAGAAAGAAAAAGGGGAAAAAAAUAAAAAAGGGAAAAAAAGGAAAAAAAAGGGAAAAAAAGGAAAAAAAAGGAGGGGGCGAGAAAGGAGGGAGAGAAAAAAAAAGGAGGGGAAAAAGAGAGGGGGAGCGUGGGUUAAAAAAAAAGAAAAAAGGAAAAUGUCUGGGGCCAGAGCGGUGUCCGGGGGCUCGGAGGCGCGCGCGGGCGGUCACGCGUGGGCCGCCCCGUCCGGGGCGCCGCGAACGGGGCGGGGCCGGGGGGCGGGGCCUCGGCAUCAGACCACGCCCCCUCUCCCUCUCGGCCAACGGGCGGCGGCGGCGGCGGCCACGUGGGGCGGGCCGGGUUCCCAGGCGGCCAAAAUGUGAAUGGGCGCGGGGGAGCGCGGGCGGGCAGAGCGGCGGCGGCGGCGGCUCCGCGGGGGCGCAGGGCGCGGGCGGGGCGGCCCCGAUGUGCGGGCGGCCGCCGAGCUGUCGGGCCGCGGCCCCGCUCCGCCCCGGCUCUGCCCCGCGCUGAGGGCAGCCAGGACGCCGCCGCCGCCGAGCAGCUGCAGCAGCAGCAGCAGGAGGAGGAGGAGGAAGAGGAGGAGGAAGGUGGUCGCUCGCUCGCUCGCUCCCGCCGCCGCUCCGGCAUGAGCGCGGCUUUCCAGCCCUCGCUGAUGAUGAUGCAGCGCCCGCUGGGAAGCAGCACGGCCUUCAGCAUCGACUCGCUGAUCGGCAGCCCCCCGCCGCCCGCCCCCGGGCACUUCGUGUACACCGGGUACCCCAUGUUCAUGCCGUACCGGCCCGUGGUGCUGCCGCCGCCGCCGCCGCCGCCCGCGCUGCCGCAGGGCGCGCUGCCCCCCGCGCUGCCCCCCGCGCACCCGCACCACCACCAGCUGCCCAGCCUGCCCUCCGGCUUCUGCUCCAGCCUGGCCCAGGGCAUGGCGCUCACCUCCACGCUCAUGGCCACGCUGCCCGGCACCUUCCCCGCCUCCCCGCAGCACCAGGAGGCCGCCAGGAAGUUCGCGCCCCCGGGGAACUUCGAGAAAGCCGAGGGCGUACCCCCGGACGGCGGCGGCGACGAUGGCAAAGCCUUCCUGGGCAAGGACGGGGCCCUCCUGCCCUUCCCCGCCGCCGACGCCGUCCAGGCUUCCCUCGCCGGGGCUCUCCGGGGCCAGGGCAAGGAGGACCCCAAAGCAGAGGACGAUGCGAAAGGCAAGGAGGAAAGUUUCUCCAUGGACAGCGAUCUAGAUUACAGCUCGGACGACAACAUCCCCGGCCAGGCGGCUCACAAGGAAGAGGACUCUGGCAACGUGCUCGAGGAAAACCCCCAGAACCCCCCCAGUUCCACCAACACCACGUCCACGGGCAAGAACCGGCGGAGGCGAACAGCCUUCACCAGCGAGCAGCUGCUGGAGCUGGAGAAGGAGUUCCACUGCAAAAAGUACCUGUCCCUGACCGAGAGGUCCCAGAUCGCUCACGCCCUCAAACUCAGCGAGGUGCAGGUGAAAAUCUGGUUCCAGAACAGACGGGCCAAAUGGAAACGGGUCAAGGCGGGCAACGCCAACUCCAAGACAGGGGAACCUUCCCGAAACCCUAAGAUCGUGGUGCCCAUCCCAGUGCACGUCAGCAGGUUCGCGAUCAGGAGUCAGCACCAGCAGCUGGAGCAAGCCCGACCAUGAUCUCUUCCUCCUCCGACGCUCAGAGCCACAAGUUUUUAAAGGGAAAAGUUUCCAACCUGGGGUUUGAAGGCAACCCGCCCGAAUAAAAACAAAAACGAGAGAAGGAGAGAAAAAAAAAAAAAACAAAAAAACCAUAAAAACACCAAGAGGAAAAAAAAAAAAAGGCCACAAAAACCUAAAACAACACACACAAAACAAACCAGAAAACCCCGCGCGAGCGCGUGGCAAAUCCCCACCACGAGCGAACUUUAAAGCGAAACUUUCCGCGAGGGGAAGAGGCUUGGAAACUGUUUGGGUUCGGAGCAGGGUUCUCCCAGGCUGGAAGAGACACACAACCCCCUCCCCAGACACAGACACAGAUAUUUAUUGCGAGGCUUUGGACACCCCGGUGCUGCGAAGGGCACGGCGGAUGCGGAGCGGUGCCGGCGCUGGAUUCCCCUCUCCGGAGCAUCCCCAGCAAAACCCGCGGCGCCUUUUGCCAUCUUUGGGGUUUUCUUUCUUAUUCGGGGGCGAAAGGUAAAGAAAAAAAAAAAACAAAAAAAAAAAAAAAACAACAAAAAGACGGGAGAACAAACAAAAAACCUAAAGAAAACUCAGAGUUUCAUUUCAUGCCUUUUUUUAUU
Molecule: messenger RNA, 3250 nt
Organism: Cinclus cinclus
Lineage: Eukaryota; Metazoa; Chordata; Aves; Passeriformes; Cinclidae
Gene: GBX2
Product: gastrulation brain homeobox 2
Exons: 2
Coding region: 1596-2627 (343 amino acids)
Biological process (GO): regulation of nervous system development; regulation of transcription by RNA polymerase II
Cellular component (GO): nucleus
Molecular function (GO): RNA polymerase II transcription regulatory region sequence-specific DNA binding; DNA-binding transcription factor activity, RNA polymerase II-specific
Source: RefSeq, a predicted model, not a curated record